AUGUCUACUUGUCGCGGUUGUGCGAAGACUUUCAAGCGCGACUCUGACCUUACUCGCCACCUUUGGAACUCCAAGGACCAACGUUGUGCACUUAUGGCCCAAGAAGAGUUUGGAUAUGUGCCUCGGCCAGGGCCAGACGUUGAGAUGGAGGACACAGAUGUUUGGAUGGGUGAUUUUUUUGGUUCUCGUGAUCAGUACAAUGACACAGACUUUCCUACGUCUAUUGAAGAUAUCCAGAACAAACAUACGUGCCACUUUAGUUGCGAAAGUUCCGUCCACGCUGGACCGUCUCACUUUUCUGGUGCGAUAUCUAGCUCAGAUGAGGAAGGGGAAGGUGCGGGUUUACCUGUACCGGGGCUAGAAGAGAUCAAAGAGCCGAAAGAAGAAGAUGAAGACGACGGAGAAGACAAUGAUUCUGACAUUGACGACAUCGACGUCGCUCACAUCGCUCGACUCGUCAAUCGGAUCGGCGGUCUCUCCCUUCCCACCUCUCGUGCUCCCUCACCCUCGCUGUCGGAAUCCAGCAGCUCUUCAAGCUUGUAUGUACCAAGUUCGUCAUCAUCUUCGUCUUCAUCACGGUCCACGGAUGGCCUUUCUGAAGAGUUUGGUCAUGUUCUUGAUGACGAUGAGCUCUAG
Messenger RNA from Stereum hirsutum FP-91666 SS1, 636 nucleotides. RefSeq lists its product as uncharacterized. The coding region runs from base 1 to 636 and encodes 211 amino acids. The transcript has a single exon. Lineage: Eukaryota; Fungi; Basidiomycota; Agaricomycetes; Russulales; Stereaceae. The record is from RefSeq and is a predicted model, not a curated record.